Messenger RNA from Lachancea nothofagi CBS 11611, 1044 nucleotides. NCBI's taxonomy places the organism in Eukaryota, Fungi, Ascomycota, Saccharomycetes, Saccharomycetales, Saccharomycetaceae. The record is from the annotation of a GenBank genome assembly.
AUGCUUCGUUCUGCACUUUCUUUCACCAAGACAAUGUCUACCUCUGCCAAGACUAUUCCCACUAUUCAAAAAGCUGUUUUCUUCAGAGAAAACGGAGGACCCGAGGUCUUGAAAUAUGAAGAUUACCCAGUGCCCAAGAUUGGGGAUAACGAGGUACUGGUCAAGAACAAGUAUGCAGGCAUCAAUUUUAUCGAGGCCUACUUUCGCAAGGGAAUUUAUCCAUCUCAGAAACCGUACGUCUUGGGCCGUGAGGCUUCCGGCACGAUUGUUGCCAAGGGCAAAAAUGUGACAAAGUUCGAUGUGAACGACAAUGUUGCAUAUGUUUCACCAGGGUCUAUGGCUCAGUACACCAGCGUCCCGGAGAAAGCCCCUAUCGCCAGAUUACCUGCCUCUACCACUGACGAACAACUGCGGCUGUAUGCGGCAUCCAUGGUCCAGGUUCUAACGGCGAUGACAUUGAUACGCGAAUGCCAUCCGCUCAAAAAGGGCGAUUUUGUUUUGCUUUACGCGGCCGCUGGAGGAGCUGGUUUGGCGUUUGAUCAGCUUUUGAAGAAAGCUGGCGUCCGCGUCAUUGCAGUUGCGUCGACGGACGAAAAACUUGCGCUUGCCAAAGAAAACGGUGCUGAGUUCUUGAUCAAUGGCUCCAAGGAUGACGUUCUGAAAAAGGUGUUGGAAAUCACGGGAGGCGAAGGCGUCAGUGUUGCUUACGAUUCUGUCGGAAAAGAUACCUUUGAUACUACACUGAACGCUGUCAAGAGAAAAGGUACAAUUGUGAGCUUCGGCAACGCUUCUGGGCCUGUUGAACCCGUCGACAUAUAUCGGUUAACCGCGAAAAACUUGAGCCUCAUGAGACCUAGUGUGAUUGGAUAUAUCAGCAACGAGGAAGACUGGAAAUACUACUCCGGCGAGCUAGUCAAACUCAUAGACUCGGGCGAGAUUAACGUGUUGAUCUCGAAGGUUUAUCCUUUAAGUGAGUACAAGACUGCCACUUGUGAGCUGGAAGCUAGAAAGACAGUUGGAAAACUACUAUUGGAAAUUCCAUAA